AGAGCCUCCCCCCACCACACGCCCAAGCCCAACCCAGACGCACUUCUUCCUCCCUUCAUGGAUGCUCCAGGACUCCAGCAUCCUCUGCGGAAUUGACACGCUGCUCUGACAAGGCGGGACGCGAACACGCAACAGCUCCUCUUAACUGCUGUUGUCGCCGGGUGAAACGUCUGGGAAGCGUUGUCAUGGCAAACAGGGGCCCCAGUUACGGCCUGAGCCGAGAGGUCCAAGAAAAGAUCGAGCAGAAGUACGACCCGGAUCUGGAGCAGCGGCUUGUUGACUGGAUCGUUGCCCAAUGUGGCGGCAGCGUGGAGAAACCGCCGGCGGGCAGAGAGGACUUCCAGAAAUGGUUGAUGGAUGGGACGGUCCUGUGUCGACUCAUCAACAGCCUUUAUCCUAAAGGCAAGGAGCCGGUCAAGAAGAUCUCCGAGUCCCAAAUGGCCUUCAAGCAAAUGGAGAAAAUAUCUCAGUUCCUGCAGGCCGCUGAGGCCUACGGGGUCACCAAAACAGAUAUAUUCCAAACAGUAGACCUCUGGGAAGGGAAGGACAUGGCCGCGGUGCAAAGGACCCUGAUGGCAUUGGGCAGCGUGGCCGUAACCAAUGACGACGGCCUCUACAAAGGCGACCCAGACUGGUUCCACAGGAAAGCGCAGGGCUAUCGACGAGAGUUCACCGAGGAGCAGCUGCGCCAAGGCCGGAGUCUGAUCAGCCUCCAGAUGGGCAGCAACCGCGGAGCAUCUCAGUCAGGCAUGACGGGCUAUGGUAUGCACCGUCAAAUCAUGUAGAAGACGACGAGCUCGCCGUCGCUUCCUGUACCUCCUUCCUCGUUUCUACUAACACUCGAGUCACGUAGCCUAUUCUGCCUUUCUGCUGACCCUAACCACCCUGAAACUGCUGCUUUCAACCACGACGUCUUCCGCUCUUUGUGUUUUCCUGCUCCGAUCGCGCCGCUCGUCCCUUUCACUUGAUGAUUUUUAACGUGCCACUCCCAAGUUCUCUGUUUAGCCCCGCUGACAUCUGAUUAAAAUGUCAAGCAAGCCAUCAGUGUUCAUUGCUGCUAUGAAAAAAAAA
Hippocampus comes (tiger tail seahorse) is the source of this 1071-nucleotide messenger RNA. It is a transcript of the gene tagln3b, whose product is annotated as transgelin 3b. Gene Ontology annotation, biological process: actin filament organization. The record is from RefSeq and is a predicted model, not a curated record. Gene Ontology annotation, cellular component: actin cytoskeleton. The coding region runs from base 186 to 785 and encodes 199 amino acids. The transcript is spliced from 5 exons. NCBI's taxonomy places the organism in Eukaryota, Metazoa, Chordata, Actinopteri, Syngnathiformes, Syngnathidae. Gene Ontology annotation, molecular function: actin filament binding.